AUCGCGGGUCAAUGUACCGAUAGGAUCAGCGAUUUAUUUGGAGCGUGCCGCAGAAAAGUAGCAACAUUAUGAAGUGGACCGCGGGAGUAUUGUUGGUGUUUGUGAUGAGUAGUUUUUGUGGCAGGAGCAGAGCCGCAGAUGAAGAAAAGGAAUCGGUCAACCAGCUGCCCACGGAUGACAACAUAACUUCGUUCGAUUCAUAUUUGGGUGCUUACAACAAAAAAUAUCUCAUCAAGUAUCGAAUCGAGCGGAGGAGGAUUGCUUUCGAAAGAAAUUUGGAGGAGAUAGCGAGUCACAACAAGGAGUUUGUGGAAGGCAAGAGUCAGUUCCAAAUGGGGGUGAACAGUUUUGCUGAUCUGGACAACGAACUGUACAAGAAGCGGAUGGUUCGUAUGAGGGAAACUAACCAUCGCAAGAUGGACGUUAGCGUCAACGAUGAGAUGGUUGGUGCUGCGAACACCCCAACAAAUAUGCCCCAGAGUUUGGACUGGCGCGAAAAGGGAUUCAGGACGGACCCGGCGAACCAGAAGACUUGCGGUUCCUGCUACGCUUUUAGCGUGUCUUACGCAAUCAGUGCCCAGAUAAUGCAACGCAUCGGUCGGAUCGAGUACGUUAGUAAGCAGCAGUUGGUAGACUGUUCGGUGGAAACUGGUAAUCAGGGAUGUGCUGGUGGGUCACUGAGGUACACUCUUAAAUACCUCGAGCAAUGCGGCGGUAUCAUGAGAGAUGUGGAUUAUCCAUACACAUCUGCGGUGAGUAUCAAUUGAGAUAUAUUUUUCAACGUUGAAAUUGCCAAUCACCAGUCACUCUCCGGAAGAAUAGCAAACCAGCCCACGGAAAGGUAAAUUAGUUCAAAUAAUAUUCAUCACUCAUUUCCUGGCAAAAUAAAUGUUCACAACCAAACACAACCCAGAAAAGCACGAAUUUGUUCCAGCUGACGGGAUUACACCUCAUUAGGGGGGUGGAAGCAACAAUUUGUGACAUGCAAAGCGACGGCAAAUCAAAGCAGCAGUUCGUGUAGUUCACACUUCACCUCUCCCAGGUAAGAGCGCUCAAGCUACAAGCAACACAGAACGAGCAACUUUUUCGUGCCGGGAAAGCAUUCCGCACGCCCCAAAGAGAGAGAGAGAGACAGAUACUCUGGUAGCCUUGAUGAACCAGAAGAAGCCAAAGGAAGGAAAUUUUUGGAAUUUGAGCCAUACGUAAAAGUUUUCCACUUCCCGUGCUAAAGAGUUAUUUCCAUGCUGCAGCCCGAAAGUGGCAACAAAGCGGAGGGGUUAAAGUGAUUAUUCUUUUUGCCACAUUUACCGGCUUUAUGGACAAAACUUUAUUUUUCUGUCGCACAAAACACUGCUUCUAUAAAUAGUUUCUUCAUCGUGGUUUGAUUUGUGAUUUUAACAUGGCUAUUGCUGAUACAAAAUUAUCGUAAUGAAACUAGAACAUAAUUAUAGGAAACAUUUCAGGGGAAUAGAGCCCGUAGGGGUAGUGGGGGGAAAGUGGUCACCUGCUUGUUUGGUACACUCUGACCAGGUGAUGAUCUUGCUACUUUGUGCCAUUGUGAACAAACAAUGCUUCAAUUUAUAUUCUAGUGUGUAGGUAUUGAUGAUUACCAUACACUGCAUGAUUUUCAUGUGUUUGUGUGCAAGCGCUGAGAGUAAACGAAUGUUUUAGUAUUUUCAACUGUCAAGUUUCUAUAAGACCAGUUACAUUUUCCGUUGUUUUAGUUGUUUUGAUCAAUUAAAUCUGGAAAAUAUCGAAGGGAAAAGUCCUCACGGAGAAAGAAGGGAGACAAAUCGAUGCGUUUCACGUUUCAAGUAGUGCUCAAUAAUUUGGCGAAUCCUCAAGGAUAUGGUAAGAAGAAGAGAGCUCCACGUAAAUCGAACGGGAUAAGCGGGAAAUAGCUACAACAGGUUCGAAAAUCUCACAAUAGCAUGUGCAAAUAAAGUAAUAUUUCAACGACUUAAAUGCUCUGGUGACAAUAUAUCAAAUUUUGGUAAAAAAUCCUCACAUAAAGAGGGCUUAAAAGGUUGAAACUCUUUAUCUUACACCAUCUCACCUCGGAAGACGUCUGAGUUUUGCCCAAGCUCACAUGAACCGACAGUGGGACAUGGUAUGUUGUGACAAAAAAUGUUUCCAAAAGAAUACAUUUUGCUAUAUACCAUAACGAAGAGUUCUUCAAUGUGGAAAAAUAUCGAGAAAUCCGUUCAGCAGAAUUUUGUAAACUGUAUUCCAACACGAAUUAUAAGGUUAUUAGUCGAAAUGGCAAGGUUACCAAUUAUUGACAUGUAAAUAAGCUUAUCGCUUUGAAACUGGACAGUUGAAAUUAUCAUAUUUAAGUAAAAUAAAUAAACAAACAUAUCUUUUGAAAGGAAUUGAGGUUAAAUAUACUUUAUGCUAAGCAGUCUACAAUGUAUGAAUGUAUCUUGUUGAAAUCCUAACUAUUUGUGUUGCAACGAAAUAGAAUCAGGGUGGUCUUAUAGAAAUUGGACAGAGUGUAGUAUAACUAUUGACUAUUGACACCGUAUUGAUAGUCAUCUUAUGUUUUGAUAAUUUUAUGACUUUCGAGUCACCCUGUACUUAAGUGGAGCUGUCGCAUGUCAACAUAUAAAUUUUAAAAAAAUCGCUCUUUCGGUAGACAUUUGGCCGAAGUUUUGUGCGUUUUGAAUUUAAGGAAUUUCUAGUGAAAUUUAGUUUAUUGGACCUGAUAUUUUCGACAAAUCAACAGUUUGGACGACUGCUCACAUAUUCUAGGAGAGGUGAACAGAAAUUUUGUUCAAUUUCAGCGAUUAUUUCGCCUAUUUCGCAUUUCGUUGUUUGAGGGGCAAAGUGGUCAGUGGAGGAUUACUACUGAGAAUGUUCUGCUUUCAAUGGCUGAUAUACCUUUUCACCUUCUGCUCUUAUGCGGAUCCCUUUUGUGGUUUUGACCCAGGAAAAAUAUGCCACCCCAACCAAAACCAAGCCUCAUUAUGAAAAACGUUAUGUGUUUCCUGCUACGUUUUUGUACAUAUGAGAAAAUUUCAAUUACGACUCUAGGUGAAUAGGCCUAGCUCAUUUCAUACAUGUACCUACUAUUUAAUUAAUGAUUUAAACAAAUUUGGUCAAAAA
This is a messenger RNA of Toxorhynchites rutilus septentrionalis, 3105 nucleotides long. Its product is annotated as cathepsin L2-like. Bases 69 to 767 code for a protein of 232 amino acids. Gene Ontology annotation, molecular function: cysteine-type endopeptidase activity. Gene Ontology annotation, cellular component: lysosome. The record is from RefSeq and is a predicted model, not a curated record. The transcript has 4 exons. NCBI's taxonomy places the organism in Eukaryota, Metazoa, Arthropoda, Insecta, Diptera, Culicidae.